Molecule: messenger RNA, 2428 nt
Organism: Astyanax mexicanus (Mexican tetra)
Lineage: Eukaryota; Metazoa; Chordata; Actinopteri; Characiformes; Acestrorhamphidae
Gene: tgm5l
Product: transglutaminase 5, like
Exons: 14
Coding region: 91-2103 (670 amino acids)
Biological process (GO): peptide cross-linking
Molecular function (GO): protein-glutamine gamma-glutamyltransferase activity
Source: RefSeq, a predicted model, not a curated record
CACUCUCAAGGGAGUGGCAGUGAGGUAUAUAAGGGGAGAGAACAUAAGCGGUGUUUAGAAUCAGUGGUAAAGACUGAACACAAGACUGACAUGGACGCCUUGAGAGUCCAGUAUGCAAACCUGGAGCUGGUAGAAAACCAGCAGCUUCAUAAAACAGAAGGUUUGAGCUCUACUGCAGCUCUGGUGGUGAGGAGAGGACUGCCCUUUAAAUUCACUGUGGUUUUCAAUAGACCCUACAGGCCAAACAGAGAUGCUCUCAUCCUCAGAGUGGAGCUCGAUCGUCUUUAUAAUGAUAUUCCCAUCACAUACUCCAAAGACUCCUCUCAGUCCCAGUGGGCUGCGUAUUUCCAGCAGAGUUCACUGGACUCUGGAAAGACUUCAGUCUGCGUGAACUGUCCUGCCAACGCCCCGGUCGGGGUCUACCAACUCCAGCUGUUGCUGAUGUCAUCCGCAGGUCCAUACAGUUUCAAGGUGGGCCAGUUCGCCCUGCUCUGCAACCCGUGGUGCCCUGCUGAUUCUGUCUACGUUCCUGAUGAGUCUCAGAGGGAAGAAUAUGUGAGAAAUGACUUUGGUCUGCUGUAUCAGGGCACAGCCAAAAACAUCAACUUCCGACCCUGGAGCUUUGAUCAGUAUGAAAGGGGUAUUCUGGACAUCUGUAUGAUGAUGCUGCAGGUGAGCAAUGAACACAAAGCAAACUGGAGGAGUGAUUAUCUGAGUCGGGCUGAUCCUGUUUACAUCAGCAGAGUGAUCUCAGCUAUGAUAAACAGUAGUGAUGACUGCGGUGUGCUGCUGGGAAACUGGUCAGAAGACUACACUGGUGGUGUCCACCCUUCAGAGUGGUCCGGGAGUGGAGAGAUUCUGAGGCAGUGGGCUCAGACCCGCUUCAGUCCGGUCAAAUACGGACAGUGCUGGGUUUUCGCUGGUGUCAUGUGCACAGUGAUGAGAGUCCUCGGCAUCCCAACUCGUGUGGUCACAAACUAUGAUUCAGCUCACGACACUAACGGGAACCUGGUGAUUGAGGAGUUUUACACUGAAACUGGGGAAAAGCUGCCACGUGGUCAGGAUUCCAUCUGGAACUUCCACGUGUGGGUGGAAUGCUGGAUGAAGAGGGCAGAUCUGGGAGGAAGUUUUGAUGGCUGGCAAGUUCUUGACCCCACACCACAGGAGAGAAGUGGAGGGAUGUACAGGUGCGGGCCUGCCCCGGUGAAAGCGAUUCGGGAGCGGCGGAUGGGCAUGCCCUUUGACAUCCCAUUCAUCUAUGCUGAAGUUAACGCUGAUGUGCGAGUGUGUAUUGUGCGCCAGGGGCAAGUGUUGAGCUACUCCACAGACACAGGCAGAGUGGGAUCACUCAUUUGCACCAAGAGCAUUGGCUCCAACCGCCCACAGGACAUCACCUCCACCUACAAAUAUGGCAAAGGGUCCACACCAGCUGUGGCAACCAGCAGCAGAUCAGCUGAAGGUCUCUCUGUGAUGCUGACUCUUCUUAAAGCACCUGUGAUGGGAGGAAGCAUCUCCUUCUCUGUCACUGUCACUAACAAAGAGAACACCCCAAAAACAGUGAGGGAGCACGUGAACGCUCAGGCAAAGAGCUAUAACCACACCCCAUCUGAUGCAUUCUGGGAAGCCCAUAACACCAUUCAGCUUGCUCCUAAUGAAAGUAAGGUGCUGCAGCACCAGAUCUCCUACAGCCGCUACGCAGGGCUGGGGGAUGGGCAACUAGUCAACCUAGCUGCUGUUGUAAUGGACGUGGCAACUCAGGAGAGCAUCCUGGCUUCUGAAGAGUUCAACCUCAGCAGCCCUGUCAUCAACAUACGGAUUGCAGAUGAGGUCUCCAUCGUUGCCCAAAGGCAGCAGGUUGCUAUGGUGACAUUCUCCAAUUCGUUCUCGGAGCCUGUGAGUGGAGUGUUGACCGUGGUUGGUGCUGGCCUGCUGGACGACAAAGUGCUCUUCAAUGUUGCUCUUCAGCCUGGAGAGAGCAUGGAGAUCCCAGUUAACUUCACUCCAAAGCUGGCAGGAGUCAAGAUGCUGCACGCGAGUCUGAAGCUGAAUGACAGUGCUGCUGUUAUCCGUGGCUUCAGAACCAUCACAGUCCAAUCAGCAUAAUGAUGAAGAUGAUUAGCCUUUCAUCAGAGUCGAGCACUGUUAGAUGUAAACAUUGUACUUGAACUGUAACUGCACUGGAGGUAUUUGUCAUAUAAUUACUCUUGAAAUUUAUAUUAUUUAUUUAUCCUUUGUAAAAGUUGUGGCUAAUUAAAAAAAACAUUAAUAUUUAUAAUAAUAUUCAUAGUGAAUCUAUUACUGAGCAUGUAUGUUAUGUUUUAAUUGUCUUUGUUUUUCAAAAAUGUAUAGUUUCAUUUGAGCUGGUCUUUUUUUAUGUUGUUUUGGAAUGUCAAAUAAGUAUUAAAUAUUUACAUUUUUGUCAACACGC